Messenger RNA from Beta vulgaris subsp. vulgaris (sugar beet), 1574 nucleotides. RefSeq names its product probable 2-carboxy-D-arabinitol-1-phosphatase. Lineage: Eukaryota; Viridiplantae; Streptophyta; Magnoliopsida; Caryophyllales; Amaranthaceae. Bases 894 to 1358 code for a protein of 154 amino acids. The record is from RefSeq and is a predicted model, not a curated record. The transcript is spliced from 8 exons. Gene Ontology annotation, molecular function: phosphatase activity.
GUUGAGCACUGUUCAUUUCUACAGUGUUCUGAGUCACAUUUGAUUUGGCUGAAAUUCACUGUUCAUAAGCAAACAACGAUCUGAGCCAUCCAUCAUCAUUCACUCUCAACCACACGAUUAUUGUUCUCCUUUCUUCUGCCCUCUCCUCUUUCUUCUUUCUCCGUCUUUUCAUCUGGUUUCACUCCACACAAGACACAACAGGGUUUCUCUCUCCUCUUCUUCAUGUCUCUCAAUCUCUCUCCUCCGGCGGCAUCUUCCCAAUUUUUUCAUUCAACAGCGAUUGAGAGGAUGAAAGAUAGUUGGGAAAUGCAUGGACGACCAAGAAAACCCUCAAAUCCGGAAGCUAAAGCAGCUUCUGCUGUUAAAGCCUCCAAAUUACGCACUCUUCAAUCCCAAUUCAUCCACUUUCAUCACAACAAACUCUACGACCAAGAAUUAGUGAAAGUCUGCACAAAACUGCUUCAAAUAAACCCAGAAUAUUACACUCCCUGGAAUUAUCGCAAACUCGCUGUUGAGCAUUUUGAAUGAGGAGCUUUGCGUUAGUGAAAGUGGCCGGAGCGAGAAAGCGAGAGAUUGAGAGGAUGAAAGAUUGAGAAACCAACACACCACCGUACUAGCACUUCAAUUUCAGGAACCCUAAAAAAUUGGAGGAUGUUAAAGCCAUUCUUGGCAAAUACAACCUUUUCAAUCUCUCAAAUCGACUGUAUUUUUUGUUUGCCUGAAAUUCCCACUUCUUUAUUUGUCCAAUUGUUCUCAUCGUAUUAUUUUAUUAAUUAUUUUUUCAAGUUGUUGACUAUGGUGAUUUGGUAGGUUAAUGCUUCCAAACUGUUGUUGACAUGUGCUUGUUCAUGCUUCACCGCGAGCUUUGAGGGCCUUACAUGUAAGUUUGUGGAAUGCAAGAUUCUUGCCAACACUUAUGGAUCCGCUUUUCCUCUCAAGAUGGACCUCGUUCGCCAAGUUCUUUCCAGAAAAUAAAUAAUGGGGAUGUUAUGUCUCUUACUGGUGGUGCAUUGGAUUUUCGAAAAGCAACAACCUCUCUUUCUCCUCAUCGACUAUCUUCGCCAAAGAAGAUAACUAUCGUCAGACAUGGCCUUAGCUCCUGGAAUGCUGAAAGUAGGGUUCAGGUUUGGGAAGUUCAGACUUAUAUAUGUGUCCUAACAGAUGCAGGAGCAAAGCAGGCUGAAAGAUGUGGGGAAGCAUUAGCAAAUAUACAUUUUGAUAAAUGUUUCUCAAGUCCAAUUUCACGUGCCAAGUCUACUGAUGAAAUUUUGUGGCAAGGAAAAAAAGAAGCAUUAAUUUUCCUUGAUGCAUCUAUUUUUCCUGCAGGCAUGAGAAAUGAUUUCACAAGCUACGACUAAGAUCGCAACUAACGGUAACAAUUAGGUGGUCAUUUAGUGUUCCUAUUUUUAUUACUCUCAUGUCAUAAUUCCUAUUUUAUGACAGAAUUUCCAUGUAACAAUUUGAGAUCAUGUAAUAUUUUUGAAAGCUCUACUUCUUUGAUUUUGUAUUUAUGAUGGAAACCAUGAUUUAGAAUUAGAUGAGGAAUACAAGCGUGAACACUCAUGAUUCCUUGA